AGCGGCGCGCGGCGGCUGUUUCCGACCCGAUAAAGCGGCGUUGUCCCAGCGCGCCGGCCGAAGCCUCGCAACGCUCCCUCUGCUCUCGCGUCGCCGCUGCCUGACUGCCCGGCCGGCCGGCCGAAGAGCAGCCGCAGCCGGGCACCCGUCGCUGUCGCCUCCCUGAGCGCCCGGGGCUCCGCGCCCCCACCGCCCCGCCCGGCCCGGCCGCGCCGCCGCCCCCGCGGCCCCGGCCGAGGAGACAGGUCAGCCAGUCACUCGAUGGGGAGCAACGGGGGACCUCCUUUUUGUGUCACCUUCCCACCUCUCUGUAGCAAGAAAAGUAACUUCAGCACCACUUCCGUGAUAAUGAUGAAACUGGUAUUAACUGAAUGGCAAUUAUGGAUUUUUAACUCUAAUUCACAGUAAAUCAGCCUUAUGUAUAAAAUCCAACCAAAAAGCCUUCUGUUUUGCGGCAUGUCUCUUCUGAUGGUGAGAAGUCGUGAGCUGUGUGUACAAGGAGGAAUAUGAGGAGUACCAGUCGGAGGAGCACAACUGAAACAGAAAGAGAAGACGUCUAAUUUAUCCUUAAAGAUAGCAGAUAGUAUUAUUUAUAUAGAUAGUGUGAAAACACAUAUAUAUUUUUGGUGGUAUGAAAAUGGCUCCACAGAAUGCCGACUCAGAAUCUAUGCAAGUCCAAGAGUUCCCUGGGGGCCUGCCGGCCCUGCAGAAGCCGGGGAGCACGGAGGCGGAGGCCCACGAGGAGGCCCUCAGCGAGGGCUCCGUAGACCGCAUCCCCGUGCGCCUAUGGCUCAUGCACGGGGCGGUGAUGUUUGGCAGGGAGUUCUGUUACGCCAUGGAGACGGCGCUGGUCACGCCGAUCCUGCUGCAGAUCGGCCUUCCGGAGCAGUACUACAGUCUCACCUGGUUCCUGAGCCCCAUCCUCGGCCUCAUCUUCACACCCCUCAUCGGCUCUGCCAGCGACCGAUGCACCCUGAGCUGGGGCCGCCGGCGGCCCUUCAUCCUGGCCCUCUGUGUGGGCGUGCUCUUCGGCGUGGCCCUGUUCCUUAAUGGCUCUGCCAUCGGUCUGUCCCUCGGCGAUGUCCCCACCCGGCAGCCCAUUGGCAUCGUCCUCACGGUGCUGGGAGUGGUGGUCCUGGAUUUCAGUGCCGAUGCCACCGAGGGGCCCAUCCGUGCCUACCUGCUGGACGUGGUCGACAGCGAGGAGCAGGACAUGGCCCUCAACAUCCAUGCCUUUUCUGCCGGCCUUGGCGGGGCCAUCGGCUAUGUGCUGGGGGGCCUGGACUGGACGCAGACCUUUCUGGGCACCUGGUUCCACACGCAGAACCAAGUGCUCUUCUUCUUCGUGGCCAUCGUCUUCACCGUGUCAGUGGCCCUGCACCUGCUGAGCAUCGAUGAGGAGCAGUACAGCCCCCAACAGGAGCGGAGCGGGGGGGUGGCUGCCACCCUGGCCCCCGCCGCCCGCCACAGCGCCUUGUUCCCCGACGAGGUGCAGUCGGAGCACGAGCUGCCCCUGGACUACCUGGACGUGGACAUGGUGCGCAGCAAGAGCGACUCGGUGCUGCACGUGCCGGACGCCACCCUGGACCUGGGGCCUGAGCUGCUCUUCCUGCACAACAUCGAGCCGUCCACCUUCCACGAUGCCUCCUCCCCCAGCACCCCGCGCAGCACCAGCCAAGAGCUCGCCGAGGCCAAGCUGCCCUCACUGCUCAGGGAACCCGCCAAGGAGGAUGAGACGCUGCUCGAUAAUCACUUGAAUGAAACCAAAGUCCCGAAUGGAAGUGGCUCCCCACCAAGAGAUGGCCUCGGCAGCUGCUCCAGGGCCGACGGGAAGCCCUCGGCCACAGCCGGCACCAUGAGGCGGCGAAGGCACAUGUUCCGCCGGCAGGCCUCCAGCACCUUCUCCUACUAUGGCAAGAUCGGGUCCCACUGCUACCGCUACCGACGGGCCAACGCCGUGGUCCUCAUCAAGCCCUCGCGCAGCAUGAGUGACUUGCACGACCUACAGCAGCGCCAGCGGUGCCGGCGCCGGAACCAGAGCGGGGCCACCACGUCCAGUGGGGACACGGAGAGUGAGGAGGGCGAGGGUGAGACCACCGUGCGGCUGCUCUGGCUGUCCAUGCUCAAGAUGCCCAAGGAGCUGAUGCGGCUGUGUCUCUGCCACCUGCUCACCUGGUUCUCCGUCAUUGCCGAGGCCGUGUUCUACACUGAUUUCAUGGGCCAGGUCAUCUUUGAAGGGAACCCCAAGGCCCCCUCCAACUCGACUGCCUGGCAGGCCUACAACGCUGGCGUGAAGAUGGGCUGCUGGGGCCUGGUCAUCUAUGCAGCUACGGGUGCAGUUUGCUCAGCCCUGUUACAGAAGUACUUGGACAACUACGACCUGAGCAUCAGGGUCAUCUACGUGCUGGGGACACUGGGCUUCUCCAUCGGCACGGCCGUGAUGGCCAUGUUCGCCAAUGUCUACGUGGCCAUGGUCAUGAUCGGCACCAUGGGCAUUGUCUCCAUGAGCAUCUCCUACUGCCCCUACACCCUGCUCGGGCAGUACCAUGACACCAAGGAGUACGUUCACCACAGCCCCGGGAACUCCAAGCGUGGCUUUGGCAUAGAUUGCGCCAUCCUCUCCUGCCAGGUCUACAUCUCCCAGAUCCUGGUGGCGUCCGCCCUGGGGGGCGUGGUUGAUGCUGUUGGGACUGUGCAUGUCAUCCCGACCGUGGCCUCCGUCGGCUCUUUCUUGGGCUUCCUCACAGCCACGUUCCUGGUGAUCUACCCAGAGGUGCCAGAAGAAACCAAGGAGGAGCAGAAAGGCCUGUCUUCCCAGGCCUCCGGGGAAGGCGGGGACAGCAGCGAGAAGCCCACCGUCCUGAGGCUGUCCCGGAAGGAGGGCCUGCGGGGGCCGGUGGAGACAGAGUCGAUGGUCUGAGCCGCGCGCACACAUUCCAGCGGGGCGGACGGGGCAGGCUGGCCGGCCUUGCUUUGCUGGCAGCACGAACCAGAGUUCUUCCACAGAGGGAGGGGAGGCCCCAUAGUUGUAGGGUAGCUUUGAGCCACUAGGCAAAAAUACCAUGCUAAUUACUUUUUCCAUGAGUAAAACAAUCAUUUGAAUUUUUUUUAUUUGAAAAUCUUUUACUUUCAGCUCUAUAUUUUAUUCUGCAUGUUUUUUAAAUUGCAAACCAGAUUUACAGUAUAGACAAUAAGCAAUUUAGAAAAUAAGAUUUUGCAUUUCCAAAGCUAUAAUUGAAAACAAUACCUGGUGUCCUUUGCUACAUCUCACCUGAACACUUGAGGUCCAGUGACGUUUCUGUCAGGUUUUCCCUCCGGACACCUCCAGGUGCUUGGGUGCUCGGUCAGGUCACGUCACAGCUCGCUGGUGCUGCAGCUGUUGGAGACUAUUACGAUUAUUUAGGAAAAAAUUUUUAUAAACUGAAGCUUUCUUGGAAGAGUAGCAUCUGCUCCUCUCCUCCGAGUCCCCGGGCAGCAGUGGGGGCUGCCACGCACCAAAGCUGGGGGGAGGCAGGGUCCCGGUGCCUCUCCUGGGUAGGAAGGGCGAUCUGCAAGGGCCGGUCCCAGACACCCCACCCCGGGGGCACCAGGCAGGGACGCCACUUCAGGACUGGCGAUCUCCAUGCGUUCACCACGUGUGCGUGUCUGCGUCUGGGCCCCUGGCCCCACCGUCUUGUCUGAGGCUCCCGGAGAGGUUCUGGACUCCUCCAUUGCACUUUGAUUUGACUUAAGACCGUUUUUUGGGGAACUGUGAGGGCAGAGCUCGGAACUGCCUCUUGAGCCCCACCACCAGGCCUACCUCGGGCAUGUGUGGAGCAGCAGCCCACACAUGUGAACACACGCUGGAAGGCUUCUGAAUGCUGACCUCUCCGCCUGCUCACCCUGCCUGGCGCCGCAGUCAAACAGGUGCAUCAUGAGGACCGCAUCUGGGACAGGAGGGUCCGUGCGCCCAGCAAUUCAGCACAGCAUUCCCGGCUCCCAGAGAAGCCGGACUUGGGCUUUGGGGAGGUGCACUCAUCAAAUGCUGCGGCUACUGGGAAAUGUCAUUCAAACCACCACCUCUUCACAGCUGAGCGGUUUCUGCUUUUCUUAUUUGGAGCCAUCAGGCCAAGCUUACUGGUGUCAAGGAGCAGGUGGCCUGCGCGUCACCAAAUGAGGUCAGACGGUUGUGAUAUUUUGCUGCCUCAAGCCAGUGUUUUCUUAAAUAAAGUACUUUAAAAUGCAUGAAAAUCAUGCUGCAAUAUGGUCACUCUAAUGCAAAUAUAUAUAUAUACAUAUAUAUAUAUAUAUUUCAAGAUGAAAUUAAGCAGUUUUUAAAUAAAUUACUUGAAUUUUC
Molecule: messenger RNA, 4336 nt
Organism: Manis pentadactyla (Chinese pangolin)
Lineage: Eukaryota; Metazoa; Chordata; Mammalia; Pholidota; Manidae
Gene: SLC45A4
Product: solute carrier family 45 member 4
Exons: 8
Coding region: 632-2920 (762 amino acids)
Biological process (GO): transmembrane transport
Cellular component (GO): membrane
Molecular function (GO): sucrose:proton symporter activity
Source: RefSeq, a predicted model, not a curated record